This is a messenger RNA of Thalassophryne amazonica, 2172 nucleotides long. RefSeq names its product DnaJ (Hsp40) homolog, subfamily C, member 18 (gene dnajc18). Gene Ontology annotation, cellular component: endoplasmic reticulum membrane. The record is from RefSeq and is a predicted model, not a curated record. Lineage: Eukaryota; Metazoa; Chordata; Actinopteri; Batrachoidiformes; Batrachoididae. The transcript is spliced from 8 exons. Gene Ontology annotation, molecular function: Hsp70 protein binding. Bases 265 to 1443 code for a protein of 392 amino acids. Gene Ontology annotation, biological process: cellular response to misfolded protein.
UGUCCGGUUUAGUUUAGCGUGUUUUCCGCCACACGGGAAAAAAAAGAUACGACUCAGUUUAUAAGAUUUCAAAAUGAGCAGACGUCAGGUGUGUUUGCUGACCUACAGGACCCGCCGUCGUGUGUUAGCGGGCCCAUGUGACGGAUUGUGAUUGAGCUAACACACGCAGCUGUGUGUGUAACCGAAGCAGCCUCCGCGGCGCUAUUUGAUAUUACUGGCGCACAUUGCACAGGAGGCGGGUGCAGAAAAUAACUCCACACGGUAAUGUUUAAAAUGGACAAAGACGAAGCGAACCGGUUGGUAGAGAAAGCGAAGCUGUGCUUGCGCUCUGGACGGACAGAACGAGCACUGCAGCUGCUGUAUGAAGCUCAGAAUGUUUACCCCACCACCCGGGCCAGAGUUCUCAUCGAUACCAUAUUAAAGGAUAGAGAAGCUGCAUCUACAGAAGAAAACCACAUACCCCCACCUACAGGCUGGCGAGAUGAGGGCUUUGGGAGGAAUGACACACACAGUGCAGGUGGCGAAGAAAAGAAGAGCUACACAGAGGAUCAACGCCAGGGCGUUCUCAGGAUAAAGAAUUGCAAAGACUUCUACGAGAUCCUUGGUGUUCCCAAAAAUGCCAGUGAUGAAGAUUUGAAAAAGGCAUACAGGAAGUUGGCACUCAAAUUCCAUCCCGACAAGAACUUUGCUCCAGGAGCUACUGAUGCAUUUAAAGCAAUCGGAAAUGCCUACGCAGUGCUGAGCAACCCAGAGCAGAGGCAGCAGUACGAUCAAUGUGGGGAUCCGUCUGUAGCCGCUAACGCAACCCAGCAGCCAAGCCACACUCGUCACGGACACUACCGAAGCUUCCGCAGAGAUUUUGAGGCAGACAUUUCCCCUGAAGAGCUCUUCAACAUUUUCUUUGGAGGAAGGUUUCCCACUGGAAAUAUUCAUGUAUACACCAACCAAGGAGGCUCGUAUUCUCACGUCUAUCAGCCUCGUCGUCGGCGUGCAUUUGAAAGACGCGAAGAGGUCGUAGAGGAGACGCAAAGUCAGAACACUUUCACGGCAGUCCUGCAGCUUCUGCCCAUUCUUGUUUUAAUACUUAUAUCAGUGUUUACCCAGAUGAUGGCCACUAACCCUCCCUACAGUCUCUUCUACAAACCCGCUAUGGGGCUGGUGGUAUCCAGAGAAACACGACAGAUGGGUGUUCCAUACUAUGUGGAUAAAAGUUUUGAGAAGGAGUACCGUGGAGCGGCACUGGAGGAACUGGAGAAAACCAUUGAAAGUGAUUAUAUUGAACAUCUGCAGAGCAGCUGCUGGAAGGAAAAACAGCAAAAAUCGGACUUGACGCACCUCGGACAGCUGUACCGAGAUGAACGUUUGAAACAGAAGGCAGAGUCGAUGAGGCUGGAUAACUGUGAUAAGUUACAUCGGUUGGUCGUACGUCAGAGAGGCAAAUGAGGAUGAGGGGUUAUGGACUAUCCUUGAAUAAAUCUUUUUAUAGAAGUGUAUCCAAUCUGGCCACUUCGGGAAGAAAUGUCUGGGUACAGUGCAGUGGAAGUGCCACUGGAAACGAUGUGCCUUCUCUCCUCAUAAAGAGUAGAAAAUUUAGUUAGGUGUUACCUGCUACCCUGCUUGUCUUGGUAAACGCAGAACAUAAAUGACAUUACGUACAGCGUCUGAGCUGGUAAACGUUCUUAUAGAAAUGGUGUCCUACACAGGGUCUCCAUAUGGGGUUGUGAAGGCAAUUUAGGAUGCGUGUUAUUUUCAUCAAAUGUUUUGCUGAAAGUUGAGUGUAUGUUUAUUUAUUUAUUUAUUAGUUCAUAGAAGGAAUGUUGCUUGAGUAUCUUGUUUAAGCUGCUGCACAACUGACAGUUUUGCACCAUCACGGGCCAAGCUACAGUUUGGUGUAUGACUCUUGAUUGCCUCAUAGCAGCUCCAGCCUUGCCAUAUUUGGUGCAGUCCCUGCGAGUAGGCACACCAUGCAGUGAAAGCCCCCACCCCCCCUUCUGGAUUCACAACACGCUCGGCUUGGGGCGGCACAGGAAAGGCACUACGCAUACUUCAACUACCAAAUUCUUUCUGUGCUUCAAAAUUGGACACCAACAUGCGGCGUGGAUGUACUGAACUGAACAUGAGGUGGCUGAGAGUCUGACUGAACUCCAGGAAAUUUUAAACUUGCCCAAAACU